Messenger RNA from Humulus lupulus (European hop), 1024 nucleotides. RefSeq lists its product as uncharacterized. The record is from RefSeq and is a predicted model, not a curated record. Bases 258 to 776 code for a protein of 172 amino acids. The transcript is spliced from 3 exons. NCBI's taxonomy places the organism in Eukaryota, Viridiplantae, Streptophyta, Magnoliopsida, Rosales, Cannabaceae.
ACAUUGAUACCCCAUUUCGAAGAGUGAAUUUUGUCGAAUGUGACCUUUGGAUUAUUACACCACUUUCUUCUUCUCCUUCUUCUUCUUCCACUUCCAUACUAGAAAGAAUAUUUACACCCAUACCCACUACUGGUGAUUAUUCAUUUCAACCCCUCCCAACCCAUUACUCCAUUUUCUGGAUCUCACUCUCUCACUUUUUCUUUUGAUUUCUCACUAUAAUACACUCGCUCCUUCACUCCAUAUUGAGAGUGAGAGAGAUGUCGAGGCGAUCUGGGACUUGCUUGAGGUGUUGUCUAGUGGUUUUUGCAGUGGUUUCGGCUCUUGCUGUGUGUGGUCCGGCUUUGUAUUGGAGGUUCAAGAAGGGUAUGAGCGUUGGGGAUGAAAAAACCUCUUGUGCUCCUUGCGUUUGUGACUGCCCUCCUCCAUUGUCGCUUCUCAAGAUUGCUCCUGGUUUAGCUAAUCUCUCAAUCUCAGAUUGUGGAAGUAAUGACCCGGAACUAAAGCAGGAGAUGGAAAAGCAAUUUGUGGACCUUCUGACGGAGGAGUUGAAGCUGCAAGAGGCUGUUGCCGAGGAACACAACCGUCACAUGAAUGUCACAUUUGCUGAAGCGAAAAGGAUAGCUUCUCAGUACCAAAAGGAAGCAGAAAAAUGCAAUGCUGCGACAGAAACCUGCGAGGGGGCCAGAGAGCGUUCCGAAGCAUUGCUCAUCAAGGAGAGAAAGGUAACUUCCACAUGGGAACGGCGUGCACGCCAAUUGGGUUGGGAAGGGGAAUAAGUUUUCUUCAAGUUUGACUACAAAUUUUUCAGUUCAAUAUUUAUACAUGCAGACAACCAAGCCAAUUGCUUGGAUUCUUACCUUGCUAAGCUAAGCCACAAUUUCCUUCUAUCUUUUUCUCUCUCUUGUCCCACAAAUUUAGUUGAAUUGUUCACAGAUAGCAUGUAUGAUCGGAUUUUUACUCUGUAAAAGGAAUGCUAUGGAUCUAUAUUUAUUAUAAUGAUAUGAUGUGAUUAUGUUUUGGUGCA